GCUGAUACGAUUACCUCCGUACAUCAGCCAGAGAUUUCAAACGUAUCGUACCAUGGAACACACAAACCUAAAGGAAAACCUCCUCCAGAAUGCCCUAUGCAUAAAUCUAUACAGGAAGAAGCACCAUCAAUGUAUUCCAGCGAAUGUCCGAUUAAUGACAUGGCUCCAAAUGAGAUCAAUCCCUUAAACAUGAUGCCACCAGCUAAUCAACAACCGGCACCAGAUCAGCCUUUCCCACUGCCAACAGAAAGACAAAUUUCAUCCAUACCAAAAGCAACAGGUGAUGGAGAGUUUUGGGUGUACCCUUCGCAACAAAUGUUUUGGAAUGCGAUGCUGAGGAAAGGUUGGAGAUGGAAGAACGACGACAUAACACCGAAGGACAUGGACGAUAUAAUAAAAAUUCAUAAUGCAAAUAACGAAUUGGCGUGGCAAGAGGUGCUUAAAUGGGAGGCACUUCAUGUAAGGGAGUGUGGUACUCCAAAAUUGCGCAGCUUUGGAGGCAAAGCCAAGCAAUAUUCGCCACGUGCACGCAUUCGAUAUUGGAUGGGAUACGAAUUACCAUUUGACCGGCACGACUGGAUUAUAGAUAGAUGUGGAAAGGAUGUACGAUAUGUUAUAGAUUACUACGAUGGUGGGACAAUUGACAAAAAUUAUACGUUCACCUUGUUGGAUGUUAGACCAGCUAUGGAUUCUUUAGAGAACAUUUGGGAUCGCAUGAGGGUUACAUGGAUGCGUUGGAAAUAUUGCAACGAAUCAAGCGAAUCAGAAUGUACGAAAAACGAAGAGAAGAAA
Messenger RNA from Heterotrigona itama, 792 nucleotides. Lineage: Eukaryota; Metazoa; Arthropoda; Insecta; Hymenoptera; Apidae. The record is from the annotation of a GenBank genome assembly.